UAGGCCGCGGGGCUUUUUGUCAAGGAAACGCCAGUGUUUACGGCUGUUGAGUCCUCCUCUGCUACCAUCGCAACCGCCUUCUUUUUUUUUUUUCCUUAGAAGACUUGCAGGUUUUCGUUGCCCACGUCUCGUUCCAGCCAGGCGAAGAAUCAUGCCUGUACGCUGGAAGGGAUUAAGUGAGUACAAAAGAAACUUCAAAUGGAAGCAGUCAGAACAGCCUAUACACUGCAAUUCUACACAUGGACAAAAGUGCCAAUGGGCUGGCCUUCGAUCAGAUGAAUUUGGGAUCACAAGAGAACCAAAUUUUAUUUCCAAGAGAAGAGUGCCUUAUUAUGACACACAAAUUUCAAAAUCUUUUCAAUGGAAUGGAGGUAAUAGCUUGGAGAAAGAUGCAUUAUCAGCAUUGGAAGUCAAUGAGCCAGUCGAAUUGCACAAAACCAACAGCAAGGAUGUUGAACUGAAUAAGGACCCAAUUGAGACACCGGAUGCACCCAGGCUUCCUGAAAAACUGCCUCUCAACUCUGCAGGAUCUGGACCUGAAUCAGCUGAAGCACUUAGAAGAAGCAAGAAGUCAGUGCCCCAAACUCCAGUGCAUGAAAAUAAAAUAUUAGCAUCUACCAAAAAAGAAUUAGGAAAAACAGAUCAUGGGCUCAACAGAGUUCUACAGAGGAGAGCAGGCAUGAAUAUUUCACGAUCAAGAAGCUUCCCUAGAAGUUCUGAGUAUCAAAGAGAGUUUGUUUGGAAAACCCCACAGAAGCUUUCUCCGGUCCUUGCAGCAGAUCAGUUUAUUCACAGAUCAAGUCAAUCCAUUCCCCCAUUUAAGUCUCCUGUUAUUAUCCCUGAAACCGAAUAUGAAAGGAAUUUCAAACCUUCACCCUCUAUAAAACAACUGAAACAGUGCUUUCUGGAAGAGAGUGAAUGUCCUAGAUCUGAAUCAGUGUCCUCUGGAGAAAAGAAUGAAAAAAAUAUAAACACUUCAAAGACCCCAGAAAAUUCAUUAAGUCAAAAUAAAUUAGAAGCAAAACAGAAAGAAGAAAAACAGAAACAGAAGUUGCCGUGUUCACGCAGAUGUUUUAAGAAAAUGAACACAGAAUAUAGAUCGAAAUUCUUGUCUCCUAGUCAAUACAUUUAUAAACAAGGAGCCUGGGUUCAUGUCAGAAAAAAUAUACCUAAUCAAGGUUCUCAAAAUACCCUAAAUACCAUGUGGUAUAUGGAGGUGAAAGAACUUCGAGAAAAAGCAGAAGCUUAUAAGCAGAGGAUACAAGGAACUCACUUUUCCAGAGAUCAUUUAAAUCAAAUCCUGUCAGAUAACAAUAGACUCUGGGAUUUGUCUUCUGAAUCCAGUGUGGAAGAAACUAUGAGCAACAAUAUCAGAGCACUUGACUUAGCAGGGGUCCCUGAAAACAAACUAUCUUCAGGUCCUAAAAUAUUGGCACAAUCUGCACAGUUGCAGCAAAAUAACAUUGGAAAUUUAGGUGUAUCAGAUGCUUCUACUAUUCCUGUCAAGCGAUGCCUAGUUUGGGAUGAAUCACAUGAUGAUGAGCAACAAGAAGAUAUAUCACCUAUAUUAGGAGAAUGCAAAGAAAAAGAAAAGCAAGAAAUUGAUGAAGUUAAAGAAGUGGGAAAAAAUGGCAAGGAUGCCAGUAUAGACAAUCAGCAAAAUUCUUCAGAAGGCAGGGCAGAUUCUUCAGAAGUUUUAAGAGGAUGUGGUAGGCUUCCAACUCCACAACUUAAAACUCUUGGUGGAAUCCAAAGAACACAUCAUGAUCUGACAACCCCAGCUACAGGAGGAGCUAUUCUAGUAUCUCCUCAGAAAGGGAAGCAUACAUCCUUACUGCAAAUAGAAAAGGAAUCUUCAGAAAAGCAGUCUUUGGCAAAUAGUCAAGUUUCAAGAGAACAAAUAAAAGGAAAAACUAACAGGGAUGAAGAAAAGACUGUGACUAAUUCCCCAGCUGCAGGGCUAAAAACUUUGGACCCUUUGCCUCUACGAACAGAUCAGUACUCCAAUCAAGAUACUUCUGGUACAAGAAACGGUGCAACAUCAGAGCAGAUGCCUACAGUGUCAGAAAGAAAGCUGGCUAAGGGUUCUGCUGUACCAUAUUGGAGUCCAUUGUGUCGCAUUCAAGGAAGUCUCCGGGAUCCAGAGUUUCAGCAUAAUGGUACUAUUGCAAGCCCCAAAAGGAGCUGGUUACAGUUACCCCUUCAGGAGAGAAACUAUCAUGAUGAAGAUGAUGAUGACAGACUGUCCCAGUUGUCUGCUCGAUCUGCUGCUUCUGGUUCUCUUGCAGCUCAGGUUCUAGAACGAGCUCAAAGAAGAAAAGAAAAUUUCUGGGGCAAGAUGUGAUUGAAUUUUGCUGUGCUUGUAAUUUGUUUUAUAGUAGGGUAUUUUAACUUUUGCUAGAAAAAAAUUGUUAAAUACCGAGGUUUUUUUUUUACCAAUAAGGGGAAAGGAUCUGAUUUAAGAAUGCUGCAAAUUCAAAUACUCUUUUUUGACUUGGUUUAAUACUCAAGUACUUGAUUUGAAAUAUCAACUUAUCCAAAAUAUGCAUUCUACCUCACUCUCAAAAAAGCAUUACAAACAAAUAGACUACAUCAUAAGCUAUUUUUACUUAAUGAAUUCCAAAGGACUUCAUAUCACUUUUAAAAAGCAGUGAUUUGGUGCCAUAUUAUACGUUUCAAGAAGUCCUUGAUCUUAUAACAGAAAUGCAACAUUAAACAUAGCCAAUGAAAAAGUUAUGUGAAAGCAAAAAAAGAUGAAACAACUAUAAAGGAUUAUUUGUGUUAUUCUUGUAUUACUCAGCAAGCCUAAAUAUAUUUUUUAGAAAUCUUCAUUCAUUACAUAUAUAUAUAACUUUUAGUUGGAUUAUUUAUUAUUAAUCUCUGUGUUCCAGCAUGGACCAUCAGUUUUUGAUAGAUCAAAUACAAUUUUUUUAUUCUACAAUACUAAACUAACUUUGCCCAAUUGGAUGAUCUUUCAAGAUUAUUACUCCUAUACUUCCCAGCCAUUAGGACCAAUAGCCAUGUUGUGGGGAAUUCUGGAAAUUAUAAUUCAGAAAAUUUGGGGAGAAACCAAGUAAGGGAAAUUUUUAAAGCAGUUUCUAUUAUGAAGUUAUGAACAAUACAGUCACAAAUAUUACUGUCAUAAUCAAUUUUCAAAUAAUUACUUUGGCAUUUCAGUAUUGCCCACCAUUCUCCUUUACCUCAAUAUUUAUAUCAUGAUGACUAGCUUAAAACUGAAGUCUAUUGCAUUUCAGAUUGUAAUAUUAACAUGACUUAUAUAAUAAAGCACAUGAGCAUGUAUUACUCGUGUGAUAGUUCAAAAUUUCAGAGAAGAUGCAUUCUUGGCAAUCCAUUUUCUUGAGUUUAAAUCAUAAGCUAGCCUUAGAUUUUGUACAUGAGAAUCAUUAGCCAAACUUAAGAGUAAAAUUUGUUUUAAAUAUUAUGUUUAGGGACUACUAAUUCUUCCCCAAACUCUGGUAAUUUGAAAAAGCUGAAUUAGGGAUAUGGUUCCCUAGCUGUUGGACACCAAGUUUCAUAAUUUGUAGUCAGUGUGACUAUUGGUAAGAGAAAUGUUUGAAUCCAGCAAGUUCUAGAAGCAAUGUAUUUUUGGUCUUAUACUUUAAUAAUUCAGAAAUUUUCUUGAUGUAAUUAUUGCAUUAUUGUAAAAUAUAGUUUUAAACUAGAAUGAAAAAUUAUAGUUAAAUAUGCCGGAUAUAAUUAGUUAUUUUCACAUAUUACUAUUAUUAUAUUAAAAAGAUAGGAUUUGUGCAAAAACCCUUGACUUUUCUGUAAUAUUUUAAAAAUGGUUAGAUUUGUGUGAUAGGAUUGUACAUGCUUUAAAAUUGAGUAAUAUUUUUGUAUAACAAAAAAAUGUUAAUUAGAAAUGUUUAUAUCUGUGCCACAUUUUCAUGUUUCUUGCAGUAUCAUUGUUUCAACAUAAAUUUCAGUUAAUUCAACAUUUUGUUUUAUUUUAAAAGACAUAUUCAAACUAUGUACUCAUACAUUUAAAUUGUAUUGAAACAUUUCGAGAAACAGAAAAUCUUGGUGUCUUCAUUUGCAUAUCAAUCCAGAAAUUAUGUGUAGGUCAGAUAAUUACAUUUUCAACUCUGCAAAAAUCAAUUUUUUGAGAUAGGUUUAGUUGAGGAAGAAAAUCAUACAGGAAUUUUUCAGUCAUUACUUCAUUUCGUUAAUGUUCAUAUAACAACAUGAAGUAAUGACUGAAAAAUUGCUGCUGAACCAUUCAGUCUGGUUUAUCUGAAAAUGAUCCCAACUGAUUCAUUAAUGUAACAAAUUGAUUAUCUUUGGAAAUUUUGGUCUUUCACUUUGGGUCCAAACAAAGCAAUUGCUUAUUUUGAAUACAAUAAAUGAGGGUUUUGCUUAUUUAAUUCUGUCUGCCGAACAGAAUGAGUGUACCAUUUUCUUAGCGCGGUGUUCCUGGAAAUAUUUAUGUAUUCAGAUUUCUGGCACUCCUGCCUGUAUUUAAUCUCUCUAAUUUGAAUGAAUAUAUUACAACCCAGAAAUGUGGUUAUGACAUAGUUGCUGCAUUGUAGCAUUCAUAAUCAUUCCAUCUUCUGGAAAGUUAGAAGAGAGGAUUACAUGAUUCCUGGACACUGCAACAGUCAUAAAUAUGAGUUAGUUGUCAAGCAUUCAAAUGUAAAUCAUGUGACCAUGGGGAAGCUACAACAGUUGUGUGAAAAAUGAUAAUAAAUUACCUUUUUCAGUGAUGUAACUUUGAACAAUCACUAAAUGAACUGUUGUAAGUCAAGGACUACCUGUAUCAUAAAAGUUCUCAAGGAACAGAACGCGCACCACAAGUUAUGAAAUAUACCCUUAAUGGCUUUAUUAUAGGAUUUCCAGAAUGGAUUUCAUGCACAUACUAAGAAAAAUAUUUUGGCCAAUUUGGUAACUAGUAUGUGUUGCUACCAGCUUUAACUUCCCCUGAGCUAGGUAUGGGGUUGGGACAGGAUCCACUAAAUGCUGAAUUGUGGAGACAUUGUUUUUAAAAAAUUAAGACAGUUUGUCCCUUUGCAAUCUUCUCCCUACAGCCCUGCUUUUAAAUCCUGUGUGAUAUAUAAUAUGGGAUGUUUUCAAUUUGUUAUUUAUUGUUAUUUAUUCAUUAACUUUAUAUGCUGACCAUUUUAUUGUCAAGGGACUCUGGGUGGCUUACAGCAUCAUAAAAGCAAGUACACAAAACAUUAAAAAUUAAAACGAACAAAGGCUAUUACGAUAAGUUUAAAACCAGAAUAAAACAGGAUGAGAGUGGGAUAUACUUCCUAGUCCAUUCACCACCUCUGACAUAAGACACCCCCAUUGGGCAUCAUCUUCUAUUUCAGACCUGGAAUUUUCAGUGUUUCUGUAAGAAUAGUUCAAUCCAAAUGUAUUUGUAUUGGAUGAUGGUGUUUGAUGGAUCUAUAAUUGCUAUCUGAAAUAUUUGACGAGCACAAAACAAGGUAUCAAAAAAAUAAUUGCUUGGACUUAGUGAACUGGCCUCUUAUCCAGUUGUCUCACACAUGAACCUUCAUGGGUUGCAGCUUUUUUGUUUUCCUCAUCUUAUUUUUCUAAAUGAAAAUGUAAGGUUGGAGUUACAACAUUUUUUCAGAGAUCCAAGAUUGAAAUCAAUAUUGAAAACAGUUAACUGUUGUUAGCCUCUUUCCUUUCAACAGUUUGUCACCUUUACUUUUCAUUAUCAAGAAAUAAUUUAUAUGGUAUGAAGAAGGCUAAAUUUUACUAUGUAGCCUUUAUUUUCUGAUGAAAAUCUUAAAAUUCUUUUCUGAUUAUGUCAACAUCCAACUUGAAUAUCCACAUCAGUCCAUGUCGAGUGAAACAUUGGCAGUUAUGUGCCUUUUUGUUUUCAACUUGUCAGAUUAAU
Molecule: messenger RNA, 5869 nt
Organism: Notechis scutatus (mainland tiger snake)
Lineage: Eukaryota; Metazoa; Chordata; Lepidosauria; Squamata; Elapidae
Gene: SAXO6
Product: stabilizer of axonemal microtubules 6
Biological process (GO): negative regulation of centriole replication; retina development in camera-type eye
Molecular function (GO): microtubule binding
Source: RefSeq, a predicted model, not a curated record